Morchella sextelata is the source of this 531-nucleotide messenger RNA. RefSeq lists its product as uncharacterized. The annotation marks the transcript as partial. The record is from RefSeq and is a predicted model, not a curated record. The transcript has a single exon. Lineage: Eukaryota; Fungi; Ascomycota; Pezizomycetes; Pezizales; Morchellaceae.
AUGGACGAACUGCGAGGUCGAGUGGCAGGCGCGGUUAUCUUCUCGAAGAUUGACCUGAAGGAAGGUUACAACCUCAUCAGGAUUAAAGACGGCGACGAGUGGAAGACAGCAUUCCGUACGCGGUACGGGCAUUUUGAGUAUCUCGUCAUGCCUUUUGGGCUGGCAAAUGCGCCGGCGACCUUCCAGAACAUGAUGAAUGAUGCGCUGAGAGAAUUCUUGGAUCAAGGUGUAGUAGUAUACCUUGAUGAUAUCCUAAUAUAUAGCAAGUCCCGAGAGAAACACCGGGAGCUGGUCGGCAAAGUACUUAGCAGGCUACAAGAAUACAACCUGGUCGCCAACCCGAAGAAAUCGUUCUUCGAGCUCACCGAAAUCGAGUUCCUCGGAUACAUCCUUGCCCCAGCAGGCGUCACCAUGGCACUGGAUAAGGUUAUAUCUGUUACAAAUUGGCAAGCCCCGCCUAGCGUUAAGAAAGUACAGAUCUUCAUGGGCUUUGCCAACUUCUACAGAAGGUUUAUCCACAAUUUCUCCGGG